AUGCGGUACGCGACGGUAGUAUUUGUGGUCUUCUGCACGGCAUACGUCAGAUCAGUUCCAUUCAUCCACAAAUGCAAGUCAGACGAUUCAAAAUGCGCAAAAGAAUCUGCUCAAGCGGCGAUACCUAUAUUUGCCGCUGGGCUGCCGGAAUUCGGUGUGAGAACGUUGGAUCCCGUCACCUUUCCAAGGAUAGAUGCUAGUUCGCCAAACUUGAAACUCAUCCUUACUGAUGUAACCAUUAAGGGAUUGAAAAAUUGCAUUGCAAAAAAAGUCAAACGCGACAAACCAAAAUCAAAAUUGUUCUUAAAAUUUCAAUGCUCAGGCGUUUUAGAUGGUCAAUACGAAAUGAAAGGGCAACUGCUAAUUCUACCAAUCGAAGGCAAAGGUCCAAUUCAUGUCACGUUAAGAAAAGCUGAAAUAAGCGUGGAAAUGGACGUGGAAGAACAAAAUGACAGGUGGAACAUCAAAAAGUGGAAACAUUCGUACGAACUAAAGGAUAAUUCAGAAGUUGUUUUUGGAAAUCUCUUCAAUGGAAAUGAAGUUUUAAGAAAUGCAGCGCAAGAAGUUAUAGCUAGCAGCGGUAAUGAAAUUAUCAUGGAAGUUGGUCCACCCAUGAUAGAUGCUUUAGUUGAUGUGGUGGCCUCAGAAAUGAAUAACUUCUUCCAUAAAGUGUCUGUAACGGAAUUGUCCAUAGAU
Molecule: messenger RNA, 696 nt
Organism: Iphiclides podalirius (scarce swallowtail)
Lineage: Eukaryota; Metazoa; Arthropoda; Insecta; Lepidoptera; Papilionidae
Source: the annotation of a GenBank genome assembly